CCAGCUCCAGUACUCAGGAAUUUUUCGUCACUGAUUAUUUCAGGUUGAAAUAUAAUACUGGUACAAUCAUAUUCCAGCCCUCAUCACAUGCUUAUAAAAAUCCCAGGGACUUCUGUAAUGAAGCCGAGGCAUCUCAUUUGUCCAAGAAUCUUGGCUGUCAUUAUAAUCCAAGAAUCUAACCCUAUUAUUACACUCACCUCCUCUAUAUAUGUAAAUCGACAUAUAUAUAUGCUAAAAGGGUUGACGUUGCAGCAGUUGUAAGGAAAACAUAUGGAGUACUCUUCCACGAGCCUUUCAUUCAGCAGUUAUUCAAAAGAAGAAGAUCACAACGCUAACAAAAAACGAUACAUCGGUGUAAGGAAACGGCCGUGGGGGAAGUACGCAGCGGAAAUAAGGGAUUCGACAAGGAACGGGAAGAGGGUUUGGCUUGGAACAUUCAACACAGAGGAAGAGGCAGCACUGGCAUAUGAUCAAGCUGCAUUCGCAACACGAGGCCCUUCGAUUCCCCUCAAUUUUCCAGUAGAAAGAGUAGUGGAAUCGCUUAGAAAGAUGAAUUACAGCUGCAAGGAGGGCUCCUCGCCUGCUAAAGCCCUAAAGGAGUCGCACAAGAUGCUAAGGAGUAGUAAAAGGAAAGAGGAUGUUUUGGUUCUUGAGGACUUGGGAUCUGAUUUGUUGGAUGAGCUCUUGUCUGAAAGCUCAAUUAGUGAGUGAACAGCAACAGGUUUCUGGUUUUUGUGAGUAAUCUUGGUCCUUUUUUUUUUUUUUUUUUUGGUCUUUUUUAAAAUUUAAUAUAGUCUCUCUUACUGGGGUAUAGCUGCAUCUUUCUCUUUAUUUCUUGGUUUACAGCUCCUCUAAACCCUAGAUCUCACCAGCCCAUCUCCCAGUGUUUUUUUGGUCAAAUUAAAUUAGGAACUUUA
This is a messenger RNA of Sesamum indicum (sesame), 917 nucleotides long. Lineage: Eukaryota; Viridiplantae; Streptophyta; Magnoliopsida; Lamiales; Pedaliaceae. The record is from RefSeq and is a predicted model, not a curated record.